Messenger RNA from Thunnus maccoyii (southern bluefin tuna), 6307 nucleotides. RefSeq names its product tripartite motif containing 37 (gene trim37). Gene Ontology annotation, biological process: negative regulation of centriole replication; protein autoubiquitination. Lineage: Eukaryota; Metazoa; Chordata; Actinopteri; Scombriformes; Scombridae. Gene Ontology annotation, cellular component: aggresome; peroxisome. The transcript is spliced from 25 exons. Gene Ontology annotation, molecular function: zinc ion binding; tumor necrosis factor receptor binding; ubiquitin protein ligase binding. The coding region runs from base 293 to 3145 and encodes 950 amino acids. The record is from RefSeq and is a predicted model, not a curated record.
GACAGACAGCGCUACCCGCCGCUACAUCUUCAAUUCAGGGCAUUUUCUCAUCCCUUGUGGAGCAUUUUAGUGUUUUUCCGCGUUGAUACAGCUGAAACGGGGCAUUUUCUGAUGUUUGACGGUAGCUAAACAAGCGGAGAUAACGCCUGCUGUGUGCUAGGAUAUAUAAUGUAGAUAAUUUAGCCCUUUUUUCCAGUUUAUCAGGUGGGACUGACCAAGCCGAGUCUCUGGGAGACCACUGGCUACGACUUCUUUGAUUUGUUCCUGAGAUCAAGCGCUCAAACUGGCUGAAAUGGAUGAACAGAGUGUUGAGAGCAUCGCAGAGGUGUUUCGCUGCUUCAUCUGUAUGGAGAAACUGAGGGAUGCUCGUCUCUGCCCGCACUGCUCCAAACUCUGCUGCUUCAGCUGCAUACGACGCUGGUUGACGGAGCAGAGAGCCCAGUGUCCACACUGUCGGGCUCCGCUGCAGCUGAGGGAGUUGGUCAACUGUCGCUGGGCGGAGGAGGUCACCCAGCAGCUGGACACCCUGCAGCUCUGCAGCCUCACUAAGCAUGAGGACAACGACAAGGACAAAUGUGAAAACCAUCAUGAGAAGCUGAGUGUUUUCUGUUGGACCUGUAAGAAAUGCAUCUGUCACCAGUGUGCUCUGUGGGGAGGCAUGCAUGGCGGCCACACCUUCAAGCCUCUGGUGGAGAUCUACGAGCAGCAUGUGACCAAGGUGAAGGAGGAGGUCGGCAAGCUCCGUCGCCGUCUCAUGGAGCUUAUCAGUCUGGUGCAGGAAGUGGAGAGGAAUGUGGAGGCUGUCAGGGGAGCGAAGGACGAGAGGGUCAGAGAGAUCCGAAACGCUGUGGAAAUGAUGAUCGCUCGUCUGGACAACCAGCUGAAAAACAAACUCAUCACCCUCAUGGGCCAGAAGACGUCCUUGACCCAGGAGACGGAGCUGCUGGAGUCUCUCCUGCAGGAGGUGGAGCAUCAGCUUCACUCCUGUAGUAAGAGUGAACUGAUCUCCAAGAGCCCAGAGAUCCUGCUAAUGUUCCAGCAGGUCCAUCGGAAACCCAUGCAGUCCUUCGUCACCACUCCGGUCCCUCCAGACUUCACCAGUGAACUGGUUCCUGCAUAUGACUCCAGCACUUUUGUUCUGGUCAACUUCAGCACCCUGAGGCAGCGGGCCGACCCGGUGUACAGCCCUCCUCUACAGAUAUCUGGGCUCUGCUGGAGGCUCAAAGUCUACCCAGAUGGCAACGGUGUGGUUCGUGGAAACUACCUGUCUGUGUUCCUGGAACUGUCUGCUGGACUCCCUGAAACAUCAAAGUAUGAGUACCGUGUGGAGAUGGUCCAUCAGGCCUCCAGUGACCCAACCAAGAACAUAAUUCGGGAGUUUGCCUCUGACUUUGAGGUCGGAGAAUGCUGGGGCUACAACCGCUUCUUCAGACUGGACCUUCUGGCCAGCGAGGGCUACCUGAACAUGCAGACUGACACACUGGUGCUCCGCUACCAGGUUCGAUCACCCACCUUCUUCCAGAAAUGUAGAGACCAGUACUGGUACAUCAGCCAGCUGGAGUCGGCCCAGAGCGGCUACAUCCAGCAGAUCAACAACCUAAAAGAGCGAUUGGCCAUCGAGCUGUUUCGGCGUCAGACGUCACGCAGCUCCUCACCGCCUGACCUGAGGCUCGCUGCGGGCACCACAGCCUCCGAAAGAGACCCUCGCUCAGUGAAGAGCGACGACGACAUCCAGACCACCUUGAUCAACACUAAAAAAGGCGAAGAAGAGGAGAGGACCCAACACGACGACUCUAAUGAGCUGUCUGAUGGAGACUUGGAGGUGGACUGUCUAACGGAGGAGGAGGUGAACCCGCUGGACGGCAGCAGCACCUCAGGGAGCUCCACCGCCACCAGCAACACCGAGGAGAACGACAUAGAUGAAGAAACCAUGUCGGGAGAGAAUGAUGUAGACUUCAUUGGGAACCUGGAGACAGAAGAAGGAGAGCUUCCUGAUGAUCUGGCUGGAGCUACAGGUGGAUCCAGCUCCACGGUACGUUCGUUACAUCGCAGUGUUGCUGCUGGCCGUAGCGCCGGCGGUAGCGGAGCAGCUGCUGGUGGUGCUGUUGGUCCAGGGAGCAACAGCCUCCUGGAGAUCGACCCCGUCAUCCUGAUCCAGCUGCUGGAUCUGAAGGAGCGCAGCAGCGUGGAGUCUCUGUGGGGCCUUCAGCCUCGGCCUCCUGUAUCCCUCCUGCAUAGCCAAGCCAAUCCUCACUCCAGGAAAGAACGAGAGCGGCGGCCUCAGGUGGUGCGACGAUCAGCUCCAGACUCGGGCGUCCUUAUCCGCCUCAAGGCCCAGAUGGCUGAGGUCCGCAGCAAGAUGUCCGAUGUCAAGAGUCAAGUGCUGGAGGCUCGGGGGGCUGGAGAGCCCAGGCCUGGCCCAUCAGGGGCCUUCAGUGUGGAGGAUGUGCCUUCUCACCACGCUGAUCCAGAGCUGUCAGCUUGUUGUAAGGCCAGUGAGCUGGACCUGCUGGGGAGAGCAGCUGCAGCCCGAUCCAGGCCCUGCCGCCCUGCCAGGAAGUCUCCUGUCCUGGAUAGCAGCGGCUCUCAGGUUGUCAAGCGGAGGAGUCCAGAGGAGAUGGAGAAGGACCUGAGAGGAGCAGAGGCCGCCACGGAGCUCAGUCUGCAUCCUAAAGAGGGGCUUGGAGGUACAGAGGGGGUGCUCAAGGCUGACGGCAUCCAGGGCCCUCUUGUGUCUCUUGGCAGCUCCUCGUCAGAGCAGGCGUCCGUCUCCAAGCAGCAGUACUCUGUGGAGCAGCAGCUGUAUGGAGCCUCAGGGCCCAGAGAUGACAUCUUCACCCUGGGGGGACCAAGCUACAUCACUACCAGCAAGAACUGUAGCAGUAGGACCCUAGGGGCAGUCAUGUUGGACUGUGAUUCAGAAAGCUCAGGAAACUCCCAUCAGUCCUUGCUGGAGGGAUCCUCUGCACAGACACAUUCAAAUGAAGACCAGUCACCAUCUGUCCUGGUGGCAGCAACGAGCAGUGACAGCGACACCGAGGACGAGGCUCUGCAGAGCAACAACUCUCGCUAUGACAACCAGACUCCUCCUUGCACAGGUGAGCAGCUUCUGUCUGAUGACAUGAGCCUGCCCGCUGACAGGUGAUUUCCUCUGAGCCCGUCAGACCUGACAACCCCGCUGCUUUGUCCUCAUUGGCCCCACGGCGACGCAAUAACGGCCGGAGACAACACACACAUGCUAGUUACACAGAUCUGUAGAGUAGAAACUGCUUGUUACGCAUAAACUUGAAAUGAAGACAAUGCUCGUACAGAAACAGAAACGUUUCUUCUGGUGUCCUGAAUAUUUUCAGACUUGGAUCAUGACACAAAUGUUGAGGGAGGUGGCGGUAAAGAAAAUAUUGACUGUUCACAUGACCACAUUAUAUCAGUGUCUUAAACAUUGUGUGAACACAAUGAAACUGCCCCUUUUUAAGAACCAACAUUUCAAUUUAACUUGGAAAACUUGACUUUUAGCAUAUUUCUUUGUUACGUUUCUCUCCACACUCAACAUAUAGGGAUAUACAUAGUUUACCUUCUUUCACGGUCAGUUCAGUAAAUACAUUUCAGAGGAAAACAUGGCUGCCACAGCCGUUUGUGCAAUGACUGAAUCUUUGAAAAUGUUGAGGGCAUAAAAACUCUAGAUAUAUAUGAACCAUUACAAUUCACCUGGACUACAGGGCAUUUAGUCACUUUAAUUAACUUUCAGCACAAAUCUGCUACUUUCUCACUUUGUAGACGCUUUUGUAAGGCUGACAAGUCAACAGGAUAUGCUGUCACACUGUACAUGUUGUCUAUAAGAGCUCAGUGUUUUAUAACAGCUUGCUGUUGAUGUUCACUUCAGUCUGUCUGAGUUUCGGUCUCGACUCCCACUCAGCUUCUUUCAGCCAUGUCCCUGCGUUUCCCGUCGGUGCUAAAAAAGACUUUCUUCACUCCUAAAACAUUCAGUUUGCAGCUUGUCGGCUGCAUGAAUUCGAUGCUUCUUUUUUCUUAGGUGAACUGAACCUUUACUGCCCAAUUAUCUUUCCUGGUAAUUUAUGUAAAUGUCUUCACUUUUAAUAACAGUCACAGCAGGAACCACAAUUUCUGUCUGUCUUUGACAUUUGAAAAGGCUAAAGGAACACUAGAUCACGUAGAUUAUAAAACUGCUGCUGCACUCUGAUGUCUGUGGGCUGAAACUUUGAAGCAUGCUGCACAUCUGACUCCGUAACGAUGUCCGAGCAGGGUUCUUGCUUCCACAGCCGAUGGAGUACAUCUGCUUGGACAUCACCGGCUCGGGCCACUAAUGCAAGAAUAGAUCGACUGAGAGCUGCUGCACUUCAGUUAAUGCACUACACAAUGGAAAAGUCAGCCAUUAUUAUAGCAUCGACUGUUACCCUGCAGUAUCUUGUUAGAAAGCUGACAUUUAAAGGGUUCACUAGUGUUUAUCGAUCCAACCAAAGUAAGUGGAAAUAAUGACUAGAUCUAGUGUUUAGACUGAACUGUUAUUUAAAUGACAGCUACUAGUUUCCGGUUAUUUCUCUGCUAUUAAAAAUAAAACUGCAGAACUGCGCUUUUGUUUGACUUCAGUAAUCUGCCACAGUGAAUACCAUGUCUGCUUUUAUUGUUGUCUAAGUUUUGAGGGGUUUUUUUUGGUCAGUCCAUGCAACUAAAUGCAAAAAUGUAACUUUGACAGCAGUAAAAGCUGACAGGAUGCUGAAUGUGAUGGAUCACUGAACCUAAACUAAUUUCAUGUUAAAUUUCUUAAUGUACUGAAAGCACUUACAUGAAUGGAAACAAAUGGCCGCAUGGAAAGUGGGGAAAAAUAUUAAUUUAGUAAAGGAGGCUAAAACAAUGGUUUGGUCCUUUACAUCAUUCGGUCAACACUAAAUCAAACAGCAUUGAUCUCUACAGAUCUUCUGGCUGUAAUCAGUGAUGUCACAGCAGCUGUUUUCUAUGAUCUGUCUCUGAGAUUUCUGCCUCCACUCCGAUACAUCGGAGAUGACAAGCAUUUAGUUUUGACAUUUGAAAUCAUCACUUUCCAGAAACAGUGUCCAUGUUCUUCUGGACAAUCCGCAGAUCUCACUGUCAGCAGUUUUUAAUGGAACUACAUUCUGUUGAAGAAAUAGUCCUUAUUAUUUAGAUUAACAGGGACACUGUUGCUGUAAAGACUUGUUACUGUUUGCUUUUUGAUGCUCUGAGCGCCAUAAAUGAAAUUCCAUUUUGCUCCAUUGUAUUGGCAGAAACCUCAGUGACGGAUAUCUACAAACCUGGACAAACAAACCAAAAACUAUCUGCUUAGUUAGAAACCACUAGAAGCAAGUGAGAAAUUUUCUUUUUGUAAUUUGGGUGAACUAACCCUUUAAAGUUGAAACUGAGGUGCAGUUUCUUUUUAAUUUUCAGAGAACUUGACAGCAUAGGUUUAACAAUCAGUGUAAUUAUGUAACGUGCUCUUUGCUGAAGGCUGUACAAGAGGAGCUCACUGCUCCGCUGGCUUUUCUUCAUGGAUAUAUUAUUUUCCACCUCAGUUCUCCCCCCAAACACAGCAAACACAAGUCAAAGGCUGCAGCAAAAUGUCACAAAUUAUUGGGAGAAAACACAGAGUCUAAGUGGAAAAAUGUUCCAAAAUGUCACAUCGACUUUGUGUUUUAACUAAUAAGCUUGAACAGAACUGCAAAAUGCAACGUGACAUACUUUUCUGCACUUUGUAAGUGAAUCCUUUCCAUUUCUCUUCAUUGAGCAAUAUUUUAUUAUAAAGGCCGCUUAGUUUUUGGAUCAAAGACAUAACAUUAUUGUACACUUCUACAGUCAUUAGUUUACAUUGUAAAUAUCUUGGUACAUAGAGUUUUUGGAGCUUGCCGCAUAGUGAUGAGCUGCAUUGUUACCAGUGUACAGUGAGCUGAACAUGUGCCUGAAGGCUCAUGGCUUUACUGGCUGGAUUCAAGGAGGAAAGACAUCUUGUUUGGUUGUUAAAAGAGAAACUUGGUCUGAUCUUGUGGUGAAAGCAACAUAUAGACUUCACCAAGACAUGUCGAGUCAAACUUCAAUCAUCCAUCAGAGUGAAGUUGAUGAAACGUGUUGAGCUCUCGACAUUUCCUCUCUUUUAGUUGAUAAAGGUGUGGAAACAGCAGCCAGACUUUCUCACUGUUUAUUAACCUUUUUUCUCUUAUUUGUGCUUGUUGUGUCAAAAGCUGCUUUUAUUUUAAAUGUCCCCAGAAUGCACUGUUAAUAAUUAAAUGUGUACAUUUCCUUUUUGUGUAAUAAAGAAAAUGUUUUAUGAUCCUGAAAAUGA